Messenger RNA from Staurois parvus, 132 nucleotides. The record is from the annotation of a GenBank genome assembly. Lineage: Eukaryota; Metazoa; Chordata; Amphibia; Anura; Ranidae.
AUGUCAAACCUUCAAAUAUACUUCUGGAUGCAAGUGGACGGAUCAAGCUGUGUGACUUUGGAAUCAGUGGGCGUCUUGUGGACUCAAAGGCCAAAACCAGAAGUGCUGGUUGUGCUGCUUAUAUGGCUGUAA